UCCCCCCCCCCCUUCCCUCUCGCUAAGCGAAUGAGUUCUCGCGUUAAUGGCUUUACCAGCAUACCCCUUGGCACUUUUCGCCAACCUUUCUUUCGCCGCUGCUUCAGGUUUUGGAAACACUUGGAAAUGGAAGAAAGUGUUGCCGACGGAGAUCCAGAAUUGAUUGUGGGUGACCCUGAUUCGCUGGCCAAUAAAAUUGCAGCAAUUCGUUCAGCUGGUCCUCAAAAACUUCAGGUGAUUGCUGAUUUUGAUGCCACAUUAACCAAGUUCUGGGUUAAUGGAAGUCGAGGGCAAAGCAGUCAUGGCCUUGUGCAACAGGGUAAUCCAAAGUACGAUGCCAAAAGACAGGAGUUAUAUGAGUAUUACCACCCAUUAGAAUUUUCACCAGAUAUCGGACUUGAAGAGAAAACUAAGCUCAUGGAAGAAUGGUGGAGUAAAAGUCAUGCUCUUUUAAUUGAGGGGGGACUUACAAAUGAGUCAAUAAUACAGUCUGUUGCUAAUGGCAACAUUGCUUUCAGGGAGGGUGUUUUCGAACUAUUUGAGUUUUUGGAGGAAAAAGGCAUUCCUGUGUUAAUAUUCUCUGCAGGCCUUGGUGAUAUCAUAGAAGAGGUUCUAAGACAAAAACUUCAUAGAAUUUUCACAAAUGUGAGGAUAGUAUCCAACAGAAUGGUGUUUGAUGAUGAUGGCCACCUUGCAUCUUUUAAAGGAAAAUUGAUUCAUAGCCUUAACAAAAAUGAACAUGCCCUUGAUAUGGGUACUCCUGUUCAUAGUCAUUUGGGUGAUGGGGAUGAUCCUACUGAAGACAAUGCCUCGGUCAAGAAUAGAACCAAUGUUCUUCUUCUUGGUGACCACGUUGGAGACUUGGGAAUGUCUGAUGGUUUGAAUUACGAGACUCGAAUAUCUGUGGGGUUCUUGAAUCACAACAUUGAGAACUCACUUAGCUGCUAUCAAGAAUCGUUUGAUGUUGUUCUUCUGAAUGAUGCACCAAUGACACAGAUUGUCAAGUUGGUCUCUUCAAUGUGCUCAAAGGAGGAGUGAUCAUUGCUACAACUAUGUAUUCUUGCUGCAUUCAUAUUCUUCUUGUUUCAUUUUUCUCAAGGUAGAUAUUACUUGAUAGAAGGUUCAAGGAUUGCAUGUUUGCACUUUGCUAUAGGGUUCUCCAGUAGAGUUGUCUUACGUGGAAGAAUGUUUAUGAGCUCUAAUUUAGGUGCAGUUGAUUGGGGUUGCUGCACGGUUUAAAACAGAAUUAUGAUAUGUCAAAAUUCUUUCUUUACGUAAGCAACUACGUCUCGCUGAUUUGUAGAAAAAUACCCACAAGUUAUAAUUUUGUUGAAGAAAAUGAUAGUGGGAUGUGGGAAUUCCCUGAAGUUGACAA
Molecule: messenger RNA, 1375 nt
Organism: Prosopis cineraria
Lineage: Eukaryota; Viridiplantae; Streptophyta; Magnoliopsida; Fabales; Fabaceae
Exons: 10
Coding region: 31-1038 (335 amino acids)
Cellular component (GO): cytoplasm
Molecular function (GO): 5'-nucleotidase activity; magnesium ion binding
Source: RefSeq, a predicted model, not a curated record